Notothenia coriiceps (black rockcod) is the source of this 1232-nucleotide messenger RNA. Its product is annotated as high affinity choline transporter 1-like. The transcript has 2 exons. Gene Ontology annotation, cellular component: plasma membrane. The record is from RefSeq and is a predicted model, not a curated record. Lineage: Eukaryota; Metazoa; Chordata; Actinopteri; Perciformes; Nototheniidae. Gene Ontology annotation, molecular function: choline:sodium symporter activity. Bases 40 to 825 code for a protein of 261 amino acids. Gene Ontology annotation, biological process: transmembrane transport; choline transport; acetylcholine biosynthetic process.
UGUGUGUGUGUGUGUGUGUGUGUGUCCUCAGACUGGAACAUGACGUCCUACGGCUCCCCCUCUCCAGCUGUCCGGGGGGAGGCAGGUCUGGUUCUCCCCAUCGUUCUGCAGCACCUCACCCCCACAUACAUCUCCAUCGUGGGCAUCGGAGCUGUGGCCGCCGCCGUGAUGUCAUCGACUGACUCCGCCCUCCUUUCUGCUGCCUCCAUCUUUACUGCCAACAUCUACAGGAACAUCAUCCGACCACAGGCGUCAGAGGGGGAGAUCCAGUGGGUGAUCCGGCUCUCGGUGGUGGUGGUGGGUUUGGCCGGGACCUCCCUCACCUUCCUGGAUAACAGCGUUCUGAUGAUCUGGCUGCUGCGCUCAGACCUCACGUACACUCUGAUGCUGCCUCAACUCGUCUGCGUGCUUUUCUUCAACAUCUCCAACGGUUACGGCGCCGUUUUGGGUUGUUUUAUCGGCAUGUUGCUGCGGGUGUUGAGUGGCGAACCCCUGCUUAGAAUCCCCGCUUUUAUCAAGUUCCCAGGAGGCAUGGAGGUGGACGGUGUUUUUAUCCAAGGAGCUCCGGUGAGAACCAUCUGCAUGCUGUCCGCCUUGGCGUCCAUUUUGCUGUUUUCAUACCUGUUCUCCGUGCUCUUCAACAAGGAUUGGGUCCCGGAGCGUUGGGACGUGUUUAACGUGAAGGCGCAGUACUCGAUACAAACACAAGAAGAGGUGAAGUCCGACAUUAAGGGGGACAUUAAGGACGACAUUAAGGACGAGACCCUGAAGGAACAGAAUGAGAACAAUGAGGCGUGUGAACCUAUGUUAGAGUCGGCAUGUUAAAGUAGGAAUGUUCAUUUAAAAAACAUAUUUUAUACCAUUUUAAGGACUGGUUUAAGAACAAUUAUUAAAUGUGAAACUACAUUAUUUUAAAAGUACAGUAUAUUUUGAAUUUUUUGUAUACUUUUAUAUACAGUACAAGUGGGAGAAAACACGCACCAAUGUUCUUUUAUGUUAUAUUGAGAGCUUUGCAUUUUCUUUGCCUUUUUAUUUAAUUGAAUGUAUGACAAUUAAGACCCGGGCACUGACAUGUAAAGACACCACCUCCUCUAGGAGGCCCACAGGUGACAAGCAAACUACAACGGUACACAACACUUACAUUAGGAGCAGAAACAAUCAAAUAUAAAAACACAAAUGUUCCACAUGAAGAAACAUCUCCAACAACAACCCGUGCAGCGUUUAGAGAACAU